Racocetra persica is the source of this 1006-nucleotide messenger RNA. The record is from the annotation of a GenBank genome assembly. NCBI's taxonomy places the organism in Eukaryota, Fungi, Glomeromycota, Glomeromycetes, Diversisporales, Gigasporaceae.
UCUUGUGAACCCUAAAGAACCAGAUGCUCUUAAAGGCAUUCACUCGAUUACAUUCGUUGGUUUAAUGUUAUCGGCGAUUAGAAAUCCAGAAGGAAUGGAUAAGUUUUACUUACGUUAUAAAGAAUAUUUUGAAAGGGACGGUCUUGUAAAGCUUCAUUUUAAAGGAAAAUGGGUUUGCAUGAUAUCUGAUCCAGCAAUUGCUAAGGAUGUAUGUUUACGAUCUGAUGCUUUUCCAAAGUUAAUGUUAGAUGAAAUCAUGGCCGGAUCUGUGGCUGAACGACAUUUUGGUGUAAAUGUUGUUCAUUCAAAUGGUGAUGUGUGGAAACGACACAGACGUGCGUGUAACCCUGCAUUUAAGGCUUUACCAGUGCACCUUUUUGUUGAAAAGGGGUUAGAGAUGAUGGAAGUUUUAGAAAAGGUCGAUAAUAAGCCUAUUGAAGUCAAUGACAUUAUGCAAAGGUUGACUUUGGACGUCCUUGGAAAAGCUUCUUUUAAUUUUGAUUUUAAUAAUCUUCAAGAUCCGCAUAAUGUCUACGUAACAGCUUAUAAUGAAGCUCAGAAUGUGUUUAGAAAUCCAUUUUAUUCUAUUUUUCCAGUUGAACGCAUUCCGAUUUUAAGACGGCUAGUAUUUAGUAAAGUUGAUAGAUUAAGUAAUUUAUUUGAGGAUAUUAUUAAGGAAAAACGCAAAUCUUUAGCGGCUGGGCAAUCUAAUGGAGAUCUUUUGGAACAUAUGAUAAAGGCUUGUGAAGAUCCUGAUAAUCCAACUUUAUCAGAUGUUGAACUAAGACAUAAUUUAGCCAUUUUUAUGGUGGCAGGCCAUGACACAACCGCAACUGCUUUAUCAUCUCUUUUAUAUCUUUUAGCAGUUCAUAAAGAUGUUCAAAGGAAAGCCCGUGAAGAGGUCUUAAAAAUACUUGGUGAUGAUCUAACACCAUCGGCAGAACAUCAUGCGUCAUUAAAGUAUUUGAAUAUGAUUAUUCGUGAAAAUCUUAGAUUAUACCCUCCA